AUGGAGGUACGCACAGAAGUUCGAUAUGCAUGCAAGGCAAAAGGAAGUUUCUCAUGGUACAUCGAUCUUCGAGUCCUGGGUGCUUCACUCUUGGCCAUAGAGUCUGCAAGAUAUGGAGUUCUACGAACACAACUCUACCUGAGGGUCAACGCGACAGUGCCGCCUUAUCGAUUCACCGUGGCAAAUCUCACCGAGCGUAUCGCACAACUGACCAACCGACUUGGCAUGUGCGGCCAGAAAGAUGAAGGUCUGGUAGUACCAUUAGCACUUGGAGCAGAGAACCGAACUACCAGUAACAUCAUUGCGGCGAAUGUUAAUUCCCUGUUACUUCCACGAACAAUACUGGAGGUCUUCAGGAUAUUUUUUGGAACUGGCAACGCAAGCAUGACCGGUGGAUUUUUUCCAAAUGGUAUGAAUGGUGCAAUUGCCGAGAACAUUAUUCGCCGAGGACUUGUCUAAGAGCUUUGAAGCAUUAUAUUAGAUGGCAAUAACAAUAUUCCAUAAAUGCUUUUACCAUUGCCUGCACUAUGAAAACACAUAAAUGAAGACUUAAAAGUCUCUUCUCGUUUGAAAUAAGAAAAAUGCAUUAAAAGAAACACAUGCACUAUGUUACUUUAUGUAGUAAUUUGAACAAUAAUUAAUAAACUUUGGGAUUACGUGACUAA
This is a messenger RNA of Theobroma cacao (cacao), 665 nucleotides long. The record is from RefSeq and is a predicted model, not a curated record. Lineage: Eukaryota; Viridiplantae; Streptophyta; Magnoliopsida; Malvales; Malvaceae.